AUGGUGUUGACUCGGGCCACGGGCGCUUGCAACGAUGACCAGUUUGGGCCUAUCGUCGCUGCAGCAGACUGUCGCGGAGGAUUCGACUUCACUGUAGUUUUCGAGUCCGGUAUCCUGAGCCUCGUUCCAGGGGCUUGUUUCCUCCUUCUGGCAUCUUGUCAUCUGCCCCACCUGCUCAGACAGUCUCGGAAGGUGCUCUCUUCGAUAUUUCGAGUGGUUACACUGAGUGUCUCUGUGACUUUUGCAGCUAUUCAGCUUGCAUUGCUUGUGCUUGUUGCAAAACAGCACCCCGUUGGAGGGCGCACACUGAUUGCAAGUGCCGUUCUUGACCUAUUAUCGGCGCUGGGAGUUAUACUGCUUCUUGACCUAGAGCACGUCCGGUCAAUCCGGCCAUCUUUCCUGGUCUCUGCGUAUUUGUUCAUCACACUGCUCUUUGACCUUGCGCGUGUGCGCACAGCCUGGCUGCUGCCGGAAAAUCAGGCCUACUCCGCUUUUCUUUCCACAUCUUUCGCCGUCAAGCUAGUUCUUUUAAUGCUAGCUAGUGUUGAAAAGCAGAAAUGGCUUCUACCAACCGAGAAGUAUCAUUCCACCGAAAGUGUGAGCGGGCCUUUCACCCGAGGCUUAUUUACCUGGCUGAAUGGGCUGCUGUGGAGAGGGCACUUAGCAUCACUGGCUGAAGAUGAUCUCCCUGCCGUUCACGAGAUGCUUUUGUCUUCGCGGUUAUCUGUCCAAUUCACAGAUACGUGGGCCCGCUCCAACAAGACUGGACAAACUGCGUUACUUUGGGUGGUAAUCAAGUGCCUGCGCUGGGAAAUGGUGAAGAUCGCCUUCCCGCGGCUUUGUGUAGUGGGAUUUAGUAUUGCGCAGCCAUUUCUCAUUGGAAAAGUGGUCAGUGACUUACAACGGACCGCCUCUUUCUCACUCAACAUCAGCUAUGGCUUAAUUGGAGCCACUGCAAUUGUCUUUGUCGGGAUUGCUGUUUCUAGAGCUUCUUAUGAGCACCUGGGAUACCGUGCUACCACCAUGAUUCGAGGCGGUCUGAUGAGUAUUGUGUUUCAGCAUAUGAUGGAUCUGCCACCGGGCAGCACAGACGAAUCCAGUGCAAUGUCGCUUAUAGGCUCUGACAUAGAGAUGCUCGCCGAAUAUUUUUAUUCGGUCAUCUGUGAGACUUGGGCAAAUGUGCUUCAGUUAGCAUUGGCUACAUGGUUGCUAGAAACCCAGGUCGGCGCGGUUUGCAUUGCUCCCAUUUUGAUAGUGACGGUUUUCACAGCUUCCUCCUUCGCCAUGGGUAAUGCUGUUUCGACUCGGCAAAAGGAAUGGCUUCGGGCCACCGAGAAGCGGAUCAACUUCACAACUACCAUCCUGGGGUCUAUUCGCAAUGUUAAAUUUCUCGGCUUAGCCGAGAUAAUGAGUUCUAAGAUCGAAGCAUUGCGCAUGGAGGAGCUUGAGAUUUCUAAGAAGUUCCGCCGGAUCCAGUCAAUUCGUGUCUGCAUGGUCAACUCUCCUAUAAUCAUCGGCCAGCUCGCUACUCUGGCUGCCUAUGCAAUAAUAGCAUUGCUGCAGGACUCUGGGGGCCUUGCCGUAAACCAAGCCAUCACCUCGUUGGCGCUUAUUAGCUUGAUGAUCACACCACUAAGCUACCUCUUGUUGGCGAUUCCAGACACAUUUGCUUCAAUAGGUUGCCUAAAUAGGGUGCAGGAUUUCCUUAAGGUUCAGAAUCGUUGUGAGAAGAGACAGUUUCUCCAGCCUUUGCUGACUCAUUCCACAUCAUCCAGCAACCUCUCUGGUAUUGAGUUGUCUCCACUUACGCAGUUUCCACACAGCGAGAGAGAUGUAGUCCUAUCUCUACGAAAUGUCAGAUUUGGCUGGAAGUCUCCCUCUAAACCAGAGGCAAAUGGUGUCACGUUUACACUCAAUGACGCCGCUUCUGGGCAGCUUGUCAUUCUUGUCGGUCCAGUCGGCUGCGGAAAGUCUACAUUCCUCAAAGGUCUGGCAGGUGAGACGCCUGUGUUAGAAGGAGAACUCUUCGUGAAGUACCAAGACUUGGCCUUCUGUGAAGACACACCAUGGCUAUCAAAUUCUUCCAUACGGAAUAAUAUUGUUGGCGAAAAUUCAUCGUCUACCUUUGAUCCUGAGUGGUAUCGCACCGUUGUGAGCGCUUGUGCGCUGGAUGUCGAUCUUAAGAGGAUGGCGGCGAACGACGAAACACUAGUUGGCAGUAAAGGCUCUAAGCUGAGUGGAGGACAGAGACAAAGAAUUGCUAUCGCACGAGCGGUCUAUGCUCGUAGAAGCAUCGCUUGCUUUGACGACGUUCUAAGUGGCCUGGACAAUUCCACCGCCCGAACUGUAUUUAAUAAUGUCUUUGGCACGACUGGAAUCUUGCGUCAGCUGGGCUCUACUGUGUUUUUGGCUACUCACAGUGCCCAAUACAUGCCCCAAGCUGACUUGAUCAUGGUCUUCGGGGACAAUGGCCAAGUUGCCAAGCAAGGCAGCUAUGCUCAACUUCGAGACGACAUUGAUAGCUUCAUUCAGCCGAAAGAUACUCGAUUCACACAAGCAGAUGAGGCAGAAGAAGGCGAAAAGUCCGCAGAUGUGCCGGCAGAGCCCCCGACUGCCAUAUUCGAGGCUUCUUCUGCCACAAAUGGCGCUCGACGGACAGGCGAGCUUGCUGUAUAUAAGUAUUAUUUUUCUGCACUGGGUUGGUCACGAAUUGCUUCAUUGCUUCUCUUCCUCGUUACAGAUGCCGGUAUGAGCGGCUUACGCUAUGUAUGGGUCAGCAUUUGGUCCUCCAGCAAUGACGAAACUUCACGCCUAGGCUACUGGCUUGGACUGUAUGGAGCAUUUUCUGUUGUCCAAGCCCUUGCGCUUGUACUUGCCGUAUUCUGGACAUGGGUUAUUAUUGUCCCAUUUGCAUCCAGGAACCUUCACACAGCCGUGCUACGCACUUGCAUUGGUGCUCCCUUGUCCUUUCUCUCGAACCAAGAUACCGGAGCUCUAGUGACACGUUUCAGUCAAGACAUGAGGCUAGUUGACAUGGUCCUGCCUCGGGGUUUUAUAUCUACAGGGUUCCAAUUAUUCGGAGCAAUUGCUCAAGGCGCCGUUGCCAUAGCCUCAUUGCCCUAUUUAGCAGCGGCUUUGCCUAUUCUUAUCGGAGUCCUAUAUCUGAUCCAGAAGUUUUAUCUUCAAACAUCCCGUCAGCUGCGGCUACUAGAGAUUGAGCUCAAGAGCCCUCUUUACACCCACUUUAUCGAGUCACUGGCAGGAGUCACCACUAUUCGCGCCUUUUCAUGGACUCACGCUACGACUAACCGAAUGCUUUCUAUGCUAGACAGCGCCCAACGACCAUACUACCUUCUCCUUUGUAUCCAACGCUGGCUGAGUCUCGUGCUGAAUCUGAUCGUGGCAGGCAUAACAUUGCUUCUUGUUGGAGCAUCUGUCGCUCUUCGCACUCACGUGGACCCAGGUCUUCUGGGAAUAGCCCUUGUCAUGAUGAUGGAUCUGGGACUGGUCCUAUCAGAGCUGAUUCAAAACUGGACAUUGCUUGAAACGUCACUGGGAGCCAUUACACGCAUCAAAGAAUUUGUCGAGGAAACCCCUCGUGAAGAGACUAGUAUGGCCCCUCAGACUCAUGAUGAACUCUUGGAAUGGCCGACGAGCGGCGAGAUCGAAUUUUUAGAUGCAGGAAUUGCUUGGAGAUUUGGCGAGACGAAACCUUUACUCAACGGUAUUAAUCUUCGAAUUGAAGCCGGGCAGAAGUUUGGCCUGUGUGGCAGAACCGGAAGUGGCAAGAGUACAUUGGCACUAUCCCUCCUUCGUCUCAACGAGAUUGUAUCCGGCCAAAUCCGCAUCGAUGGACAAGAUAUCUCCUCGAUGCCCGGAUCAUCAAUCCGACAACGCAUCAGCUGUCUCAGCCAAGAACCGUUCAUUUUCCCCGGUACAGUCAGGGAAAAUGCCGAUCCCCUGGGCAAAGUUUCGAACGCGCAGAUUGUUGAUGCCCUGCAAUCUGUGGGAAUCUGGAGCAUCCUGGCAGCAAGCCACAGUGAUACCGACGAAGACGUACUGGAUUCAAGAUUAGAUGACAACAUCCUAUCUCAGGGCCAGAAGCAGCUGUUCUGUCUUGCCAGGGCUUUGCUGAAGAGGAGCAAAAUCUUGAUCUUGGAUGAGCCAACGAGCAGCCUGGACCCUGAAACAGAUGCAAAGGUGCAAAGUGUCAUACGGGAGUCAUUCCAUGGCUGUACCGUAAUAAUGGUGGCGCAUAGAAUCCACACAUUGCUUGACUUCGAUCAGGUUGCUGUUCUGAACAGUGGUGAAAUUGUGGAGGUCGGACAUCCUCUUGAUUUACUCAAUAAGCCUAAUGGGGGAUUCUUGAAGCUGCUGAGCCUCGAGCCGUGA
Messenger RNA from Penicillium cinerascens, 4392 nucleotides. RefSeq lists its product as uncharacterized. Gene Ontology annotation, biological process: transmembrane transport. Gene Ontology annotation, cellular component: membrane. Bases 1 to 4392 code for a protein of 1463 amino acids. NCBI's taxonomy places the organism in Eukaryota, Fungi, Ascomycota, Eurotiomycetes, Eurotiales, Aspergillaceae. The transcript has 15 exons. Gene Ontology annotation, molecular function: ATP hydrolysis activity; ATP binding; ABC-type transporter activity. The record is from RefSeq and is a predicted model, not a curated record.